Schistosoma mattheei is the source of this 3072-nucleotide messenger RNA. The record is from the annotation of a GenBank genome assembly. NCBI's taxonomy places the organism in Eukaryota, Metazoa, Platyhelminthes, Trematoda, Strigeidida, Schistosomatidae.
AUAUUUAUGUGUUCAAAUAAAUAAUUGUAGAACUUGAAGAGAAUUUUAUUGAAAAGAAUAUUUUUCGUUCACAUAUCUAUGGUUUUCAAUUCAUCAUAGGGCGUUUGAAUUUUCGUAUGGCCAAGUCUUCAGUAAACCUUAAUAUGUUCCCUUUACUACUUGUAUUACACCAAAAAAGCCGUUUUAAGAUCCAUCUUAUUAUCUAUUUCAACUUUAUGUUUGGUAAUAGAGGAUUUUAGAUGUUUAUCGUCUACACUUGAUUUUAAUUGUUUUUGAAAUCAUACAGAUACAUAAUCAGACACGCUAAUUUGAAGAUUACGAUUAUCCUUCCCUAUAUAUGUGUGGCCACGUACAUAUUUAAAUUGUGGUAUAUAUAUAUGUACACAAUAUGUCAUCUAAUAGUUUAAAUGAACUCAUUCAUAAUCUGCUCAUAUUCAUCUUAGAAUAUAAUUGGAUAUAUAAUUUUCAAUGGAUUGGUGAUUUAUGUAAGAUUAAUAAAGAUUCUUCUAAUUUAUGUAUAUCACCUAUUAUUGACACUUUACCAACAUCUUGGAAAAAUGUAUUAAAAAGUGCGAGUCUUCAAGAAUUACAAAUGUUUGUUUUGGGUACUUCAAAUUUAUCCCAUUGGCCUAAUAAUCUUAUAAAUUUAUCUAUUCAAUGUCGUCAAUUCACAAGAUUAUUAUUUCAAUAUAUUAUAUUCAAAUCAAAUAAACAAUUUCCUUGUUGUUAUUUCAAUUCUAAUAGUAUAUGUACAGAUUUAAUCACAUGUAUACAAAUGAAUAAUAUAGAAAAGAAUUAUCUUUUAAAAUUAUCAAAAAAGAAAUCAUAUGAACUUAAACAAAUAUCGAUACUUAUUCAAACAAUCUUAUUAUCAGUUGUGAAUAGUACUACGACGACAACUGCCACGACGACGACGACGACAACGACUACUACUACUACUACUACUACUACGACGACGACGACUACCACUAAUAGUAAUAAUAAUGAUGGAUUUGUUAGUUCUUCACAAGAUAUAUUCCACUUUAAUGAAUUUCUACUGAAUAAUGAACAUAUUAGUGAUCAUUUUCAAAAUAUUCCUUUAAUCAGUAAUGAAUUGAUAGAAAAUAGUAUUAUGAAAGAUCGAAAUUCAAGCAUCCCACUUAAAAUUAUUGAUAUUGGUUCCGGAUUAGGCUAUUUAUCUAAUUAUAUUGGUUAUCAUCUAAUACUUAAAUAUGGGGAUUUAUUUACAGAACCUCAAAUUAUUGCAGUUGAAUGUGAUGAGGGUUUACAUUUUAAAGCUUUGACAAAUUUAAGCCAGUAUAAUUCAAUAUUUCAAGUGAAAUCUUUAACUUCAGUUGUGAAACGAUUACUAUUUCGUGUUAAAUCGACGAAUUUAGAUUUGUUACAAACAAGACUUUAUCAAUUCACUUCUGGUUAUAAUUACUUAUUACUUGGUUUACAUUGUUGUGGAGAUUUAAGUCAAUCUAUGAUAGAAUUAUUUCAUCAAGAUUGUUCAGCAAAAAUUCUACUAUUAGUCGGAUGUUGUUAUCAUAAAAUGACAGUGGAAAAGUUUCCUACUAGUGAUUACUUACGUAAAGCGAUGUUAAAUUGUGAUAUGAACUUUAUUGAAAAAUGUAUUACACCAGCUACACUACGUUUAGCCUGUCAACAUUCACCUUUAACAUGGUUAAAUUGGACAGAAUUAGAUGCUAAUAAACAUCGUAUACGUGUAUUGGCUCGUAUAAUUUUAGAUUUGAUAUUGAUCAAGUAUAACAAUUUGUCUAUGGUAUUUGAACGAUAUAAACGACUUGAUCCAGUGACACAAUGUGAUGCAAUAAAGAAAUUAUUAGCUACUAAUUAUCAUGAAAAUGAUGCGAAUGAUAAUCCUCGAUCACUUCACUUCAAUGAUGUGUAUCCACAUAUUAUCAACUUUUGGCAAAAGUACUUAGAAGAUAUACUAUGUUCCAAUCAGUCGACUAAUAGUGACUUAUGUUUCACGGAAUAUCGUGACUAUUUUGAAGAGAUAUGGAAUCUGAUACCAGGUCUAUUAGCUUUACAGCAAUUAUUUCAACCAUUACUUGAAACAAUUGUACUGUUUGAUCGUUUAUGGUAUCUUAGAGAAUAUGGCAACGUGAAUGGAAAAUAUGAUCAAGAUGAUCCUUAUCAAUAUUCUGGUUAUAUACGUAUUUUUGACCCAGUUUUAUCACCACGUUGUAUGGCAUUGUUAGUGUGUAAAAAAUAGGGGAAUGUAUGGGGAUUUAUGAUGUCCUGUUAGAUGACUUAUUUUAUAUUACAUUUUAUAAAGUAUAUUAUUUAUAAUUUAUCAUUGAUAGCUUUCUAACAUUUGUGAAAUGAUGCAUUUAGCUGUCGGUCAAUCAGAGAAAUGUUUGCAUCUCAAGUAAUCAGUUUUAAGAUGGAAUUGAUUGAAGUUAGUACAGUCAUGUAGUACGUUAGAUAGCAGUUCAGUGAUCUAGAGGAUAAGUGUUCGUGUGUAUAACUAAAGGUGAUUGGUUUGAUUCACGGAUAUAAGGGUCGUGGAUGCUCACUUUUGAGCAGUUCCAUAGUAGGACGAAACGUUUGUCUAGUGCUUCCAGGUUUUGAAACAUGCUUCAUGCUUGAUUAUAAGUGAAUUGGAACAGUAAAAGUAUGGUAUACAGACGAGUUAAUCACGAUCAAGAAUGACACUUUUCAUAUGCAACGUAGAAUCUAGCACAUAUUUACUCCCAAUCAUCUUGGUUACAAAAUAUAAAAAAAUAGAGAGGGAAACUUAUCAAAACAAAUCUCACGUAGUAUAUGUGGUUAUGGUAUCAAUGGUAGUGGCAAAGAUUUAGAAUAAACAUUAUUGUUCAAGAAAAGAGGAUGAAUUCACUGAGUAAGAAAUAUAAGGUCAUUUCUAAACUUUGGAUCCAAGUUCAGACUAAGAGUGAAUGUAUGUAUUUCAUUCCAAUCGAUUGUGUAUCAUAUUUAUCCAACCAUUUAUUAAAGUAAUCUUGAAAGCUUAAGUCAUGUUGUUUGCGUCAACCAACACAACUCAUUUCAACAGUGAAUCACUUCAUACACUAAUAUCAUAUUUUUCCAGAUUACUCUUACACC